Messenger RNA from Brassica oleracea var. oleracea, 438 nucleotides. RefSeq lists its product as uncharacterized. The record is from RefSeq and is a predicted model, not a curated record. The transcript has a single exon. Lineage: Eukaryota; Viridiplantae; Streptophyta; Magnoliopsida; Brassicales; Brassicaceae. Bases 1 to 438 code for a protein of 145 amino acids. Gene Ontology annotation, molecular function: nucleic acid binding; RNA-DNA hybrid ribonuclease activity.
AUGAAUACGGCUCUCGUGAGAUCUGAUUCAGCUUGGAAUGCUUCGACGCGUCGAGCGGGACUGGGUUGGACAACUCGAACCAGAAACCAGAGGACCUCAUCUACGGACACAGUAGACCAUGUUAGCUCACCACUUCUGGCGGAAAGCCUCGCGCUCCGUGCUGCAUUGACUGAAUGCCGAGAGAUGCAUGUGAGGGAUUUGAGAUGUGAAGCGUAUUCUUCCCAACUCAUCAGAGCAGUAACUUCGAACUCCAAGUCUAAAGAGAUUUACGGCAUUGUAGCCGAUAUUAAGAGCUUGGCUCUUUCUUUUGUUGUAAUUUCUUUCUGUUGGAUCCCUAGACAAAUGAACAGUGAGGCUGAUCUCUUGGCAAAGCAGAGUUUAUCUGCUAACCAAGUUAAUAGGGUCAUAACUACUGCCAACCAACUUUAUGAUGAUUAA